AUGUUGCGGCUUCAUGAGCCCUCGGCGACACCUUGUCCGGUACCGGUCCUGCCGCCGUCAUCAAGCCGACGACUCGGACUGCAGGGCAACGGCCGUCGAGACUCUCUACUGGGUAUGGUGAGCGCGGGGGACGAUGAUACGACCGCCAAGCUCGAGUUUACUUCAGCGUUCGGCGCCGGCACUUUGAGAAAUAACAAGCCGCGAAGACGACAGGCUGCGGGGAGGAAUAAGGACAACGGCCCUGGGUUUGCAAUCCAUGAGGACGCGAACAGAGAAGAUGGCAAGAUAAACAUGAUGGAGAAGAGGGAAUCCGCUCUGGCACAGCCUGCGAAGAGGGCGGUCAGGCUACCAGGACCAUCACCAGCGGCAUCACAGCAAAGCAGUCGGAAUCACCAAGCACCACCGCACCCAGAACUCGCGCGCCGGCUGAACAAAGACCCGCGAAGGCCGACAGCCAUGGCUCCAAGAACAUUGGAUACGCUUCCUGAGGACUCCAGGCUGACCAUCAAUUCGACGACCGUCCUGAAGCCCGCACGACGCGGCACGAUCUUCAUCCCUAACGACGACACCACCAUGCCGAGCAUGUACAUGGGGAUUUUUAGUCCUAUCAAGAACUUGGACGCCAGACUGGGCUCAGACGCCGGGGAAGUAGAGAUAACAGGCAUCGCAGCUCAGAUGGCGCAAAAGAGAAGUUUUCGGAGGUCAAUGAUCACGACGUCUCCCAAACGAGCCCCGUUACAUGUUUUGGGGAAAGAUAAUGUCUGCUCGAACGUUGUGCUUGAGGAUCGAAUCGGGCAAGGUGGCGGCAAGGAGAAUGUUCCGCCAGGACACAAUGCCAUGGGAGAUGAAAAGCCCACCCGAAAGGCUUCAUUGCCCAGGAGACAAUCCAUACAAGGACCCUCGAUCUGCGAGAUGAAAACCGUGGAAACAGACGUGGUUCUAGGGACACAACCUGCCAACAGCAAUCGGAAGGACCAUCCUGUACAACGACAGUCCAGUAAAGCUCAGUCCAAAACAACGAGAUUAUAUGAGCCAACCGCUAGCUCUUCCGAGCGGAACAAGGAGAGGAACCCUUCUCGGCGUCCGAAUGCAAAGCCUAUGUGGAACUCAGGCUCUCGCCUCAAACAGUCUCACGUGCCCCCGGCACUGGUUGAGUCCUCGAGGACGAAUACGAUCCAACCGCGCCCAGACCAAAUUGCAUCCACGAAACCGGCAGUGCCUACUAGAUUCAUCGUUCCCAAUGUCAAAGUUGAGGCGCUUCCCGAUGCCUAUCCGUUACUGACGGAAGACAUUGCCAUCCCCUCCAUGUAUGAGGAGAACUGGCUGAGCCAUCAGGAAAUCUCCAUCACUCAACUGGUUAACAACUUCUUUGAGGCAUCUUCCCCGAAACAAUCAUCUACUGAAGCCGGAAUGUUGAGAAUCCGUCUCCUCGAGAAGUAUGGCAACGCCGACAGUGCCAUGCUCUACAAGAGACUGCAAGCGGCAUUGUUGUUCGGGGCAUUGAGUAUUCCAUCGGAGGUCUUGAGAUCUGCUGGGCGGUUGAACAAUGAUCUCGGAAGAAGAAGAGCCUUCACAGAUCUGUGGCUUGAGACUUACAGCCUUUCUUGCUUACAGCCGGCUUUGGAGGUGGUGGUUGGGCGCCAAUGUGGCAUCCCUUCACCAGGAAGACGUAGCAGUGGAAACAGUACUGCGCCCCGAGAAGCAUUACAGCGAUUCAUCGAGACGUUUUUGGUGAGAAACGAAGACGGUAGUCAUUCGGAACAGCCUGGUACAGAUCACGGAGCUUGGUCCUAUCAACGGACACUCCUCCGAAGCCUUAUGCUCAUCAAAGUGCUGGACAUGGCCAAGGAACCCUCAACUCCUCUAGCCAGUGGCUGUUUAUUCCAGGCGUCUUCCACGCAUAAAACCUCUGUCGACGUGGUCAAAGCGUUGUUUCAGUUGCUCAAUCCCAGUGCCGGGGAUCCCAUCCGUGCAUUGAGCCAUGUUGGCUAUGUCGUUACACAUUCGCAAUACCCGCUUGAAGAGUAUACGUAUAAGAUUGACAAUCUGGCAGUGGAUCUACGGGAUGGAGUCCGAUUAACGAGACUGGUCGAGCUGCUGCUCUACCCUUCUGCUACCCGAUCUCUUGAACAGUUGCGUGACCACGAGUCUACCAGCACAACAACUGUACUCCUACCAACCGGAGAACUGCUGUCUUUGGAAGAGGGACAGCCGGACUGGCCGUUGUCGCAGCAUCUCAAGUUUCCAUGUCUUGGUCGAGCGACAAAACUGUACAAUGUCCAGAUCGCGUUGAGUGCCAUCCAGGGUGUCAAGGGAAUGACGGCGGUGGUGCAGGACAUUUGUCCCGAAGAUAUUGUGGACGGGUACCGAGAGAAGACGGUCAGGUUGCUUUGGGGCUUGACGAGCAAAUGGGGUCUUGGUGGCCUUGUGGAGUGGGCCGAUGUGGUGAGGGAGAUCAAGAGGUUGCGCCGGACAAUAGACAACAACCGCCAGCACCACUCGCCGAUCGACUACUUCGAUAUCUUGCACGACGACGAAUUUGGAGACGACUAUGCGUCUGGUCCUGCUCGGUAUCAGAUGCUAUUAAAGUCCUGGGCGCAAGCCAUUGCCGCCAAAAAUGGACUGGCUGUCACAAACCUUACGUCCAGUUUCGCCGAUACAAGAGUCUUUGAGGCGAUUGUGGAUGAGUAUGAAGCAUACAUCUCCACCGAUGGCACCAGUGGGAGUCGUUCUGAUCGUCUUGGUACGCAAGGGACAGACAGCACUACCACCAAGCGAUCUCGACCUCUGUCUGCGCGACUGCGAGCGCUGGGAUGCAGUGAGCAGUUUGCGAGCCUUUUCUCAGGGCGGGCGGCGGGGUCGCGGAGUGACACCAACAUCACCACCACCUAUUCUGUUUUCGACCGGGAUUUCGUGCUUGCGGCACUGGCCUUUCUUUGCUCGAGACUGUUGCAGCCUACCAAGGGACCCAGGGCGGCUGUUACCAUCCAGAGAGCUUGGCGACAGUAUUGGGCUGGGGUGAUCGAGACACGCAAGAGCCGGGUGAAGACGCUAGCGGAGGAGUGUGCUGAGGUUGUUCGACGGAGGAGACGAUCUGAUCAGUUUCAAGCUUCCUCUCCUCAGGAUCUGGGGCAGCAGCAGCGUGAAGACGGAAAAAACACUGACAGUGCAGCUGAGGAAAAAGUCGGAAUGGAUGGUCCAAAUGGAAGCAAAAUCGAUAACAUUGGCACUGAUGCCCUCGAGGUACGCGACAAGACAACAGCGGAGAAAGGCGACGAGGCAAAUGAUCAACGACGAAAUGCAUUGGCGGGCGAUGAAGGGAUUGUCGGUGGGUGCGAUCAUGCACAUUCAGCGUCGGGUUCAGAGUUGACGGCACGGUCACAGACACACGAGGAUGCCGAUCGACAAGCAGACGAAACUGCUAGUGAAGAGGAUAUCUGGUUGAACCUGUAG
Molecule: messenger RNA, 3453 nt
Organism: Exophiala dermatitidis NIH/UT8656
Lineage: Eukaryota; Fungi; Ascomycota; Eurotiomycetes; Chaetothyriales; Herpotrichiellaceae
Exons: 1
Coding region: 1-3453 (1150 amino acids)
Biological process (GO): spindle organization; mitotic cell cycle; establishment of meiotic spindle localization
Cellular component (GO): spindle pole
Molecular function (GO): protein binding
Source: RefSeq, a predicted model, not a curated record